Molecule: messenger RNA, 459 nt
Organism: Talaromyces atroroseus
Lineage: Eukaryota; Fungi; Ascomycota; Eurotiomycetes; Eurotiales; Trichocomaceae
Exons: 1
Coding region: 1-459 (152 amino acids)
Source: RefSeq, a predicted model, not a curated record
AUGAAGUUCAUCUCCACAACCCUGAUUACCGCCAUCCUACCUCUUGCGCACGCCGUUGGAAAUGCAAUAGUCCUGAACAACUGCACAGAGACUGUGUAUGUCUGGUCAGUCUCGUCCUCAAUCGACAACUCCCAGACACUUGAGAAUGGUGAAUCAUACACCGAGCAAUUUCGGCACGAUGACAAGACCGGUGGUAUCACGCUCAAGGUGACUACGGCCGCUGAUGGAAUAUACAACAACGCCCCCGAGACCGACUACGCAUAUACCCUGGACAGUGAAACGGUUUGGUACGACAUCUCGGACGUCAACGGUGACGCCUUUGCCAACUACUCUGUCGCUCUCGUGCCCGCAAAUAGUGCCUGUGAGAGCUUUAUUUGGGCGGGUGGCAUACCACCAUCGGGUAUUCAUACAGCCUCAUGCAAUGCUGAUGGGGACAUUCGAUUAACUUUGUGUGAAUGA